Syzygium oleosum is the source of this 2726-nucleotide messenger RNA. RefSeq names its product DEAD-box ATP-dependent RNA helicase 37-like. Gene Ontology annotation, cellular component: nucleus. The transcript is spliced from 7 exons. Gene Ontology annotation, molecular function: RNA binding; RNA helicase activity; ATP binding. The coding region runs from base 273 to 2186 and encodes 637 amino acids. Lineage: Eukaryota; Viridiplantae; Streptophyta; Magnoliopsida; Myrtales; Myrtaceae. The record is from RefSeq and is a predicted model, not a curated record.
AGAUAUUUUGGAUUUGUGCCUGCGUUUUACGACGUACUGGGUCUAGGGUUUCUUCUCUUCCUCAUUGGAUCUUCUUCAAUCCAUCCAUCCAUCCAUCCUCCCUCCUAACAACUACGACGCACCAGCGCUUCUCUUUCGUCGUCGAGCACAGGGAGACUAUUUUUAUCUAUUGUACUGUAGAAAUCGAAGUGGGAGAAGUGUUUGCUUUGGUUUUUUGAGGCCCGGGAUAUAUUUGCUCUCGAGAAUUCGAGCGAGGGUGUUUCGAUUGAGAUAUGCGAGCUUCAUGGGCAGAUUUGGCUGCGUCUUCCGCAGCUGACAAUGUAGGGGCUGGAUCUUCUGCCAACAAUGGUGCUGCUGUUGCUGGCUCGGCUCCCGGUCGAAGUGCGUACGUCCCUCCCCAUCUGAGGAACCGUCCACCCUCGGCAGAUCCACCGGCACCUGCUAAUACUGGGCCGACUCCUGGUUCUGAUCGGCCCGGUUCUGGUUCUGGUGCCGUUGGGCCACGCUGGGGAGGUCCUAGGAAUGAUUUUCGGGCAGGAUUUGGGGGCAGCGGCGGCAGUGGGGGCGGUGGCAGUGGCGGCCGUACUGGUGGAUGGGGUGGUAGAGGUGGGAGUUGGGGUGGUGGGAGAGAGCGGGAAGUGAAUCCUUUUGGAGAUGAUGUGGACACGGAGCAAGCUUUUGAUGAGCAAGAGAAUUCUGGGAUCAAUUUUGAUGCGUAUGAAGAUAUUCCGGUGGAGACGAGCGGGGAUAAUGUACCCCCUGCAGUGAAUACUUUUGCAGAAAUUGAUCUAGGUGAAGCUGUUAAUCAGAACAUUCGGAGGUGUAAGUACGUGAAACCAACACCUGUGCAACGACAUGCCAUACCAAUUUCCCUGGGAGGGCGUGAUCUGAUGGCUUGUGCCCAGACUGGAUCUGGCAAGACAGCCGCUUUCUGUUUUCCGAUCAUCAGUGGUAUAAUGAAAAGCGGCCAACAUGUGCAGAGGCCACCACGUGGGGCACGUACUGUCUACCCGCUUGCUCUUAUUCUUUCUCCUACGAGGGAGCUUUCGGUGCAAAUACAUGAAGAAGCUAGGAAGUUUUCCUAUCAAACCGGUGUCAGGGUGGUUGUUGCUUAUGGAGGAGCACCAAUAAAUCAACAGCUAAGGGAAUUGGAGAGAGGUGUGGAUAUACUUGUUGCUACUCCUGGGAGAUUGGUAGAUUUGCUGGAGAGAGCUAGAGUUUCGUUACAGAUGAUCAGAUAUUUGACGCUGGAUGAGGCAGAUCGAAUGCUUGAUAUGGGUUUUGAGCCUCAGAUAAGAAAAAUAGUGGAACAAAUGGACAUGCCUCCCAGUGGAGAAAGACAAACAAUGUUGUUCAGUGCCACCUUCCCUAAGGAAAUUCAGAGACUGGCCGCUGAUUUUCUAUAUAAUUAUAUCUUUUUGGCUGUUGGAAGAGUUGGAUCUAGCACUGAUCUGAUUGUCCAAAGAGUUGAGUUUGUUCAUGAUUCUGAUAAAAGAAGUUAUCUCAUGGAUCUUCUUCACGCACAAAGAGAUACUGUUAUUCAGGGGAAGCAAUCUUUGACAUUAGUUUUCGUUGAGACAAAGAAGGGGGCUGAUUCUCUAGAAAACUGGCUAUGCAGUAAUGGUUUUCCAGCUACUUCUAUUCAUGGAGAUAGGACACAACAGGAAAGAGAAUCAGCUCUCCGCUCAUUUAAGAGUGGCAGGACUCCAAUUCUAGUUGCUACAGAUGUUGCAGCUCGUGGUCUCGAUAUUCCACACGUUGCCCACGUGAUCAAUUUUGAUCUUCCGAAUGACAUAGAUGAUUAUGUCCACCGGAUUGGACGAACAGGACGAGCAGGGAAGACCGGUUUAGCUACUGCCUUCUUUAAUGAGAAUAACUCAUCAUUGGCAAGGUCAUUAGCUGAGCUGAUGCAAGAAGCCAAUCAGGAAGUUCCAGCUUGGCUCUCCAGGUAUGCUGCUAGGUCAUCAUAUGGUGGUGGAGGAAGGAACCGUCGCUCUGGUGGAGGCCGGUUUGGUGGUCGUGACUUCCGGAGGGAUGGCUCUUUUAAUAGGGGUGGAUCUGACUACUAUGGUGGGGGCGGCAGCAACAGUGUUGGGUAUGGAGGAUCAUCUGGAGGGUACGGAGGAUCAUCGGGAGGCUAUGGAGGAGGUUAUGGCGGCCCUGGUGUCACCAGCGCAUGGGAUUAAGUAAUGAAAUUUACUCUUCCGUUGUUUCUGAAGUGCAACAGUGGCAUUCAUACUUCUGCUGGUUAUAUUAUGUCUUUGUCUUGUCUAAGUGGUUCAAGCUUUAUACUGUUUGAUAGUAUGUCUCACGGUUGAGGGGGAUGUAUUUCUCAUAUUGGUGCAUGCGCAGACGGAGGGUUUUGGAAUGCUGAUGGGUUUGGAUUAGACAUUUCCCUAUACAGUGGGGAAUCAUUUCUUUCCUUGAAUCGAUCCAUUCCCGUCUUUGUUGAUUCUGGUGGGUGGUGGAUGGGUUGUAGAAUAUCUGUUGGGAGUGUAAAGGGUUUUUUCUGUUGGCCCUGUUCCUUUUUUUCUCAAUAGGCAUAUUCUUAGUGACCCAUUUUCGUAGGGUUUCGAAAGGUUGAUGAGUUUCUUCUCCUCCCCAUUUUAUACACAGAGGGUCUUAUGUCCCCCAAGCUAAGGAAUUUAACUCUUCAUGGUUUCUUGUAACAUUUUGAAGGUGAUUGAACUGACAGACACCUCUUAUUAGAAGCAGCUUAUUUUGUA